Oncorhynchus masou masou (cherry salmon) is the source of this 1428-nucleotide messenger RNA. RefSeq names its product T-cell surface antigen CD2-like. NCBI's taxonomy places the organism in Eukaryota, Metazoa, Chordata, Actinopteri, Salmoniformes, Salmonidae. Gene Ontology annotation, cellular component: cell-cell junction. The record is from RefSeq and is a predicted model, not a curated record. The transcript has 5 exons. Bases 89 to 1135 code for a protein of 348 amino acids.
CACACACACACAGUGAGACCAAGGAAAGAGUCUGACUACUAAACUGAAACCUGUACAUUUUUCUCACAGUACAUGUAGUAACAACACAAUGGCCUGUACAUUACCACUGGCAUUCCUUGUCCUUCACGGAUUUAUCUCUCUUUCGGCAGAAGAUUCAUGCGAAAAUUAUUUCAAACCUGGAGCUGACUUCACCAUCUCUCUUGAUUACAAGGAAUUGAGUUCGAAAGAAAUAACCUGGAAACACAAUGGCAACGUUAUAUUUAGAAGAAAGAAUGGAAAGUUCAAACCAGGCAAGGCUGAGGACAUCUUAGAUGAUGGGUCUCUCCAACUCAAAGACCUGGUGUCGGCAAACGAAGGUACUUAUCAAGCAGAAGUGUUCAACAGCGAAGGGAAAAGCAUCAAAUAUCUGUCCCUCAGACUGUGUAUGAAGGAAAAGGUCUCCAAGCCCUCAGUGAAAUUCACCUGUUCUGAUAAGGACGUCACCUUUACCUGUAUCUUGACUAACCCUGAGGGAGUGACUUUCAAGUGGAGCAAGAACAGACAGCCUUUAAAUGGGGAAAAAACAACAACCUUGAUCAUCGGUCUGAAACAACUGAAAGAGCCGGACACCUUCACCUGCUCUGCAGUCAAUGAGGUCAGCGAGGAGACAAGUGACAUCAUCAAACCAACAUGCAAGGCUGUCUCAAAAUCGAUUGAUCGUCAUAUACUGUUUGGUUUUGAUUUCUUGACCAUGGUGUGCAUCCUGGCCGGGGGAGGGGGCUUGGUACUCCUCCUCAUCAUCAUCACCUUGGUGUGCUGUUGCCUCAGCCGACGCAAGAGCCAGAUGCGCUUUGAAGAGGAAAGAGAGUUGAGACUAGCCCCCCUGACCAAGACCCAGCAUCCUUACCACUCAGAGGGCCAGACAAAGCAUCCUUCUCAACCAGAGGGCCAGAAGCAAAGGCAGAGACCCCCCGGUGGGGCCCCACCUGGUUCCACCGGCCCCAGGCCCACGGCCAGAGCCUCCAACCAGGCAGAGCCCCAACCCAGAGCCCAGGCUCGAGGGAGGCCUCCACAGACACCAAUCGAUGACGAUGAAGAGCAUCCCCCACCGCUACCCCAGCCCAGGAAGAAAGGCCCUCACCCCCCCAGACACUGAGUCUGGAAACAGGUUUAGCCUAUAUACUUUCUGAUCCAAGGAAAGGAGUUCCAGCAGUCUACAUGUUGAACAUGAUGUUAUCUAAAGAAUAGAAAAGGAAGGAAAAUACCCACAGUGUUCUUUUCUUCCAACGCCUUUUCAAAAUUCUGUUUCAUUGUUUUUAUGUUGAGUUGAGUGUUUAUCAAAAUCAUCCAUAGGUUGUAGCCUACCUAUCUAUCCACCUCCUCUUGAAGUAGUGAUCUUAACUUGAUGUCUGUGUGGUUGUCAAUAAAAAGUAAAGAAUUACAGGCACA